Molecule: messenger RNA, 1191 nt
Organism: Rotaria sordida
Lineage: Eukaryota; Metazoa; Rotifera; Eurotatoria; Philodinida; Philodinidae
Source: the annotation of a GenBank genome assembly
AUGUCGAAUCGAAUAUCGUUAACUUUGGAAAAAAAGGUUGAACUAAUUAAAGACAAUCAAAAUGGUUAUGGUUUGUCAGUACGACAAUUGUCUGACAAGUACGGUAUAUCAAAAAGUAGUGCUGGCAACAUUCUCCAGCGACGGGAAGAAUUUCUAUCUGAUUAUACCUCCAACUGCAAUAAAGGCAUCAAGCGUAAACGCAAAGACGAUAAUGGACAAACAAUCGAUCAAAUUGUCUUCGAAUGGUUUACUCUACAACGUGCCAAACAAAUUCCUAUUUCCGGACCAAUUCUGCAAGAAAAAGCAAAACAAGUCGCUGAACAAUUAGGAUAUUCAUCAAAUACAUUCAAAGCUUCGAAUGGUUGGUUAGAAAAAUUUCGUAUUCGUCAUGCUAUCUCAUUUCGAACAAUUUCCGGCGAAAGCGCUUCCAUCGACAAUUCUACCAUUGAAGAAUGGACAAAUAGACUUUCAACAAUACUCGAUGGAUUUAAUGCAAAAGAUAUCUUCAAUGCAGAUGAAACUGCAUUAUUUUAUCGUGCAACACCUGAUCGCUCAUUGGUUUUAUCAAAAGAAGAAUGUAAAGGUGUUAAACAUAUUAUUGCUCAAUGUACUCUUGCUCGAACUGUUGAUCAAAUAUCAAUUUCUGUGUUAGAUGCAAUUAAAUGGAUCGAUUUAUCAUGGAAAAAUGUAACUGAAAUUACAAUUCAAAUUGGAUUUCGAGCUGCUGGUUUCGCUCAUCCUUCUGUUACAUCUACUUCAUCAAUAAUCAAUAUGGAUACUAUCACCAAAGCUGACCUGCACUCAAACAAUGUUAAUGAUUGUGUACAACAGCUCGAUUCUUUCUUAGGUCAUGUUCAAAUUGGCGGUCAGCAUUUAACAGCUGCCGAAUUUAUCGACAUUGAUUUAUAUAUUCCUGCUUUUAAUGAAUGGGAUGACGACGGACAUCUACAAGGUCUGGCCGAAGUUUCUCAAGAAGAAGAAGGUAACGAAGAAGAAAUAUCUGUAGUAGAAAAACCACCUAAUUUGUCUGAAGUAUUGGAAAUGAUGAGAAAGCUCCAUCUCUUUGCAUCUACUGAACAACCUCAACUGCACGGUCUUAUAUCUGAUCUGGAAUCCCAAUUAACUGACAUUUAUCUUAACUCAAAAGCGGCUAAACAAAGUUCUAUCAAAGAUUAUUUCAUGAGUUGUUGA